Messenger RNA from Drosophila erecta, 2004 nucleotides. Its product is annotated as cyclin-L1. The record is from RefSeq and is a predicted model, not a curated record. Lineage: Eukaryota; Metazoa; Arthropoda; Insecta; Diptera; Drosophilidae. The transcript has 3 exons. Bases 159 to 1850 code for a protein of 563 amino acids. Gene Ontology annotation, cellular component: nucleus. Gene Ontology annotation, molecular function: cyclin-dependent protein serine/threonine kinase regulator activity. Gene Ontology annotation, biological process: regulation of transcription by RNA polymerase II.
AUCACCUUGGUGGCAACGUCGGCGAUAUCAGUAAGGUAUAAAAGCACGCCUGUUAUCGGGUAAAUUACAAAAAAAAAAAAAAAAGUGUAAAUUAAGAAAUAAAACACAAAAAUACACGCUUUUCCUGGUGAACCGCGCAACGUGGACCCUGCGCACGAAUGGCCACCCGUGGGGCCGGCACCGCUGUGGUCCACACGACGGUGACAGCCACCUCGCUGACGGUGGAGACGAUCACCAAUGUGCUGACCACGGUGACUUCGCUCCAUUCGAACAGCGUCAACAUCUCAAACAACAACAGCAGCAGUGCAGCGGCCCCGGGGACGGAUGCGGCCAGCGGCGAUGCAGGGAGCGCGGCAGCGGCCCAGACGGACACCAACAAGCCAAUCUAUCCGCGGCUCUUUAACCGCAUCGUGCUGACGCUAGAGAACAGCCUGAUUCCGGAGGGCAAGAUCGACGUGACGCCAUCCAGCCAGGAUGGACUGGACCACGAGACGGAGAAGGACCUGCGCAUACUGGGCUGCGAACUUAUUCAGACGGCGGGCAUUCUUCUGCGCUUGCCGCAGGUUGCCAUGGCCACCGGCCAGGUGCUGUUCCAGCGCUUCUUCUACUCGAAGAGCUUCGUGCGGCACAACAUGGAAACUGUGGCCAUGAGCUGCGUGUGCCUGGCCUCCAAGAUUGAGGAGGCGCCGCGACGCAUCCGAGACGUGAUCAAUGUAUUCCACCACAUCAAGCAAGUGCGGGCUCAAAAGGAAAUCUCACCCAUGGUGCUGGAUCCGUACUACACGAACCUCAAGAUGCAAGUGAUCAAGGCCGAGCGACGCGUCCUCAAGGAACUGGGCUUUUGCGUGCACGUGAAGCAUCCGCACAAGCUGAUCGUUAUGUAUCUGCAGGUGCUUCAGUACGAGAAGCACGAGAAGCUGAUGCAGCUCUCCUGGAACUUCAUGAAUGACUCGUUGAGAACGGACGUUUUUAUGCGCUACACACCGGAGGCGAUUGCAUGCGCCUGCAUCUACCUGAGUGCCCGCAAGCUCAACAUACCUCUGCCCAACAGCCCGCCGUGGUUCGGCAUUUUCCGGGUGCCCAUGGCGGACAUUACGGAUAUCUGCUACCGUGUGAUGGAGCUGUACACGCGUUCUAAGCCGGUGGUGGAGAAACUGGAGGCCGCCGUGGAUGAGCUGAAGAAGCGGUACAUUGAUGCGCGCAACAAAACGAAGGAGGCAAACACACCGCCGGCUGUAAUCACCGUGGAUCGCAACAAUGGCUCACACAAUGCGUGGGGUGGCUUCAUCCAGCGUGCUAUCCCACUGCCCUUGCCAUCGGAAAAGUCGCCGGAGAAGGAUUCUAGGUCACGUUCGCGAUCCAGGACGCGCACCCAGUCGCGGACACCUCGCUCCCGCUCACCCAGGUCCAGGUCGCCGAGUCGCGAGCGCACCAAGAAAUCCCACCGCAGUCGAUCCUCCCGCUCGCGCUCCCGGUCGCCGCCGAAGCAUAAGAAAAAGUCGCGUCACUACUCGAGGUCGCCCACGCGAUCCAGUUCACCGCACAGCAAGCACAGGAAGACGAAAUCCUCGCGAGAACGCUCUGAAUAUUACUCCAAGAAAGACCGGUCUGGGAACGCAGGCAGCAGCAAUAACCUAGGUGAUGGCGACAAAUAUCGUAACUCCAGCUCCAAUUCAGGCAAGCACAGUCGCUACUCCUCGUCGUCGCAUCGGAACAGCGGCGGCGGUGGAGACGGAAGAAGCGGUGGAGGAGGAGGUGGUGGCGGCGGAGGAGGAGGCAGUGGGAACCACGGCAGUCGAGGUGGCCACAAGCAUCGGGAUGGCGACCGCUCCAGGGAUCGCAAGCGCUAGGGAUUGACAGACAAGCUAAACAAACACUCCUUUUUAUUUAAUUGCUUUUUUUUUUACAGAUUUGAAGAUCAUUUCUACCGAUUAGUUUGAUUUAGUAAUUCUAAUGUAUAAUGUAAAACGAACGCGGGUAAAGAAUAAAUGUAACUCCUCAAUC